Messenger RNA from Choloepus didactylus (southern two-toed sloth), 3237 nucleotides. RefSeq names its product sterile alpha motif domain containing 14 (gene SAMD14). Gene Ontology annotation, molecular function: actin filament binding. Lineage: Eukaryota; Metazoa; Chordata; Mammalia; Pilosa; Megalonychidae. Bases 379 to 1632 code for a protein of 417 amino acids. Gene Ontology annotation, biological process: calcium-mediated signaling; actin filament organization; neuron projection development. The record is from RefSeq and is a predicted model, not a curated record. Gene Ontology annotation, cellular component: postsynaptic density; actin cytoskeleton; cytoplasm. The transcript has 10 exons.
ACACACACACACACACACACACACACACACACACACACACACACACACACACACACACACACACACUCACCCACUAGCUCAUUCACACACGGAGCAUCCUCCCUUCAGGUCUCCGGGUCCAGCCCCUCCUGCGCUUCCUGCAAACCUUUCCUUUUCUGCAUCCCACUCCCCAAUUCCCUCCGGCCCCGGGACCCUCCCCGCCGAUCCCACCCCCAGUCCCAGGAUGGAACGGAGCGAGCCAGCCCGGAGCCCCCCGCGGCCGGGGUGACGGUCCCCCGCCCCUCUCCCUCCCGGGCCCCCGCCUCGAGCACCAUGGGCCGGAGGGGUUCCCGAGGCGCCGGACGCUGAAGAUGACCGAGGCUGGAGGUCUUUUGAGUCAUGGCUUCUUCAAAGCUCCGAGAACCAGCAGAUGAGGUUUUUGACCUGGACUUGGCCGUGCCAGAGACCGUCAGACUGGACAGCAGUUUACACAAGGCCCGGGCCCAACUGCUGGCCAAGGGCCGGAGACACCGGCCCUCCCGCUCGAGGCUCCGAGACAGUGCCAGCUCCGCCGAGGACGGUGAAGGCUCCGACGGGCCCGGAGGCAAGGUGAUCGACGGCUGCGGGAGCCCCCUGCACCGGCUGCGCUCGCCCUUGCACUCGGGCCCGGGGUCCCCGGCCGGGGGGUCUUUCUGCCUGGAGCCUCCGGGGCUGCGGCGCAGUCUGGACGAGGAUGAGCCGCCGCCCUCGCCGCUCACGCGCUACCGACCCCUGCACAAUGCCGCCUCGCACGAGGGCCUGGCCGCCGCCGCCUGCUCGCCGCCGCGCUCCGCGCCCUUCUCCGACAGCUCGCCCAGCUUCGUGCGCCGCCAUCCGCGCGCGGAGCCGCACAGCGAGGAUGACAGCCGGGAUGCCAGCCCACCUGAGCCUGCCAGCCCCACCAUUGGCUUGGAUAAGAAGACACGACGAAAGUUCCUGGACCUGGGGGUCACCCUGCGCCGAGCAUCCACUGGGAAGAGCAGGAAGGAGAAGGGCAGCAACCGCCUGUCCAUGGGCAGCAGGGAGUCGGUGGAGGGGUCUGGCAGGACAGGGGGCUCCCCGUUCCUGCCCUUCUCCUGGUUCACAGACAGCAGCAAAGGCUCAGCAUCCUCUGGUAGCACCACCUCCCCCGCCUGCUCCCCCAAACAUGAAGGCUUUAGUCCCAAGAAGUCAGCUUCUCAGGAAUCCACCCUGAGUGAUGACUCUACGCCCCCCAGCAGCAGCCCCAAGAUCCCAAGUGGCCCCCGGCAGGAGGCCAAGUGCUCCUACCCCUAUCACACACUGUCCCAGUCUUCGGAUGAGUUCCUGGAUGAGCCCCUCCCUACUGUCCACCACUGGACCAGUCAGCAGGUGGGCCAGUGGCUGCACAGCCUCAACCUGGAGCAGCACGCUGCCGAGUUUGCCGCCCGGCAGGUGGAUGGGCCACAGUUACUGCAGCUGGAUGGAAGCAAACUGAAGAGCCUGGGGCUCAGCAGCUCGCACGACCGGGCACUAGUGAAGCGGAAGUUGAAGGAGCUGGCAGCGGCUGCUGAGAAGGAGCGCAAGGCUCAGGAGAAGGCUGCGCGGCGGCGAGAGAAGCUCCGGCGCAGGGAGCAGGAGGCCAAGAAGAGCUAGAGGAGGGCAGGGGCAGGCGUGGGCACCCAGGCAUGGGGUGGCUGCCGGGCUCGGCAGGCUCAGGCCUCACCAGGGAGGCUGGGCCUGGCCCCAAGCCCUCAGGGCACUCGCCCUCUCUCCCUGACACACUGUCUGGAUCUGCACCCCCAGAAAGGGAGAGCUCAGGGAGAGGGGCUGGUAAUAAACCCUAUUUCAAGGAUGGGUUUGGCACAGAGUUCCUGGGGAAGAUGGCAGAUCCAAGAAAGAGAGCAGAAAGCCCAAGGCCUAAGCAACUCUGGGAGCCCCCUGGAGCCUGGGUCAGGCUGACCUUCUGAGCCCAAGCUGGGGCGGUGCUGGGGCUGGAAGUGAGCUGGAUGCCCACCUGCCUUCCUUCCAGAAGCCUGAGACGGCGAGGAUCCCAGGCCCAGAAGCAGGACUGAGCAGCCAGCCACGCAGGGGAGCCUGUGGAGCUGGUCCCCCCAGCUCUCUGGGGGCUGCAUGUGGGCAGAGCUCUCCUCUGCUCCCCAGGAAGGCCAGUGGACACUGCAGCAAAUCACACUCAGGGUCGACUCCCAGCCAAAUGCCUCAGCAGGAGAGCACAGACGGCAGCAUGGGGAUAGUGCAAGCUUUGUAAACUUUAGAAAGAAGGAACCAUGGAACCCUUCUCUGUGAUUCUUCCCUGUACUGUGGGUCCCAGUGGGUGACAUGACAUCCAUAUAGGUCUGUCCUUCCUGGGCUCUCGUCAAGGCCUGGUCUUUGGCCUAACCCCCAGCCAGGCCCACUUCUCCUACUGUUCCCUCGGAGGAUGCCCGAGACCUCUUGGGGGCAGAGCAAACUUGGGAGCUGGUGGGGACAGGACCACCACCACCCAUGUCUAGGUGGGGCUGGCAGUUUGGGAAGCCAAGUCCCCUGGAAGCUGCUGGACUGGAAGGGUUCACCAGCCCUUCCCCAACCCAGGGCCCUGCCAGGGCCUCAGUGGGCUCCAGGAGCGGCGGCAACGCGGGCUCCGGAUCACUGGGCCGGGGAGGGUGGGGCCGGCUCUGAGCAGCCUCUCACGGCCGCCCCAGGGGCCCUGGCCUCAGGCCUUGUUAGGACCUGUCUGGGGAGGAAGCUUCCAGGGUGGUGGCUUAUUUGCAGGGUCAGGGGACCUGACUGGAAGGCACCUCCCCUCCGCCCACCUGUCCAGAGUGGCCGACAGGAACCAGUGCAUGCUGGCUUCCCUCAUUCCUGGGGGGCGUGUAUGUGUGCACGUGUGAGCCCCAUCCCUGCCUCCCCCCACCUCCACCCCACUGAGGAGCUGUGGGUGGAGGGCCACCCCUGCUACAGCCUGGGCCCUGUCCCUGGGACUCAGCCCAUCCUUUCCUCUCUUUGCCACCUGUGCUGGGAAAGGGGCUUCAGAGGGAAAGUUAUGGGGACGCCGGCCCUCUACAGGCCUGCUGCAGGGACCAGUGGGGGAGGCUGGGAGGCACUUGGGUCCUCGAAGCUGCAGGAACUCUAAUGGGGGCCCACCUGCAUGUGAAGGGGGGGAGGCGGUUAUCAAUUUAUUUCAAUAAACAUAUGACGUGCCAGUGACCUUUCUGUCCGCUUGGCUGGGGGCUGGGCUGGGCCACAGGGCCUGCGCCACAC